Molecule: messenger RNA, 1539 nt
Organism: Cuscuta epithymum
Lineage: Eukaryota; Viridiplantae; Streptophyta; Magnoliopsida; Solanales; Convolvulaceae
Source: the annotation of a GenBank genome assembly
AUCUGGGUUAUUCCAGUCCUUAUGGACGAGCUAUCUUGAUUAAUGGUUUUGCAUGCAUUCUUGAGCUAUUGGCAGAACCAUUUUUUAUUUUGGCCCAAAAAUUGGCUCUUCUCAAAUUGCGGCUGAUCGUUGAAACUGCUGCCACUCUUUCACGUUGUAUAGUAACAUAUGCUCUCAUCCUGAAGCAACCAAGCCCGGAGAAAGCAAUUGUAUUUUCAAUGUCACAGGUUGCGUAUGGAGCAUCUAUUUUCAUAGGCUACUGGGCUUACUUUUUUCUGUGCCAAUUAUACACAACUCGUGUUCUAUUUCCAUUCAGGAUAGGAAAUACAAUAAGCUAUGAUCAACGGCUUGUGAACAUGUGCAUGAUACUUAAUCUUCAAUCCGUUCAGAAGCUGAUUCUUCAGGAAGGUGAAAAGAUGGUCCUUGUAUGGUUUGAUACACCAUAUAACCAAGCAGUAUAUGGACUUGUAGACAAACUAGUGCUCUAGAGAUACAUAUUGCUUUUUCAGGGAGCCUAGUGGUGAGGCUGAUUUUUCUUCCCUUUGAAGAAAGCUCAUAUGCAACGUUUGCAAGGAGAUCAAGAACGGAAAAAGGAGAAAUUGGGAAGGAGUCUGACAGAUGCACUGAAGCUUGUUUUGCUUAUUGGUCUAGUUGUUAUCGCGUUUGGUCCAAGCUAUUCGUACUCCCUCAUCAGAUUGCUGUAUGGUAGAAAAUGGAGCGAUGGAGAAGCUACCAAAGUACUCCAAUGCUAUUGCCUUUAUGUGAUAGUUUUGGCCAUGAAUGGGACGUCUGAAGCAUUUCUACAGGCAGUUGCAACAAAGGAAAAGCUUAAACGGUCAAAUGGUUCAUUGCUUGUUUUCUCAUUGAUAUAUGUGAUCGCGAACGUCUUGCUUAUCAGAUCAGCAGGCGCAAUUGGAUUGAUUUUGGCAAACUCCCUGAAUAUGAUCCUCAGGAUAGUUUACUCGGCGGUUUUCAUCAAAGAGUAUUUCAAGGAAUCAUCAUCCUUUGCGUUUAGAGCUUGCAUGCCUGGAGGUUAUGAAUUUGUGUUGCUAUCAGGAGUAGCCACCUUCAUAGUUGAAAGGAUGUACCUUAACCGAGACAGCUUCUCUGCCACCUUUACCAUUCACUUCUCAUUUGGUUUAUUCUGUUUUCUUGUGUCCGCUUUCGUUAUCUAUCAAAAGGAGAGGCCUUUCAUCACGAAAAUUAUACGCUUCCGCGAACACGCUGAUUGAAUAUGUUAAAGAAUUACAUCUUGGUCAGUUGGGUUUGUGAAAAGUUUUGCUCUGUUUCAAGAUCAAGGAAUCACAUGUACUGAAUAACAUAAUUUUUACAUUAAUUGCUGUAAUCCAUCAAUUUCCACAUGAAAUUAUUGUCUAACGAUACGAGCAUUUCUGGUAUCCUAUGCUUCUACCAGAUGUUCAUCCCACUUUUUAUAAUUGAUUUUCCUUCCAAACAAUUAUGUCACGGAAUUUGUACAACCAUAUGUUCUGUAUUCAAUUCUCUCGGAGUCUUGAACCUAUCUACUAUAUCUAGUAUAAG